Messenger RNA from Hemiscyllium ocellatum (epaulette shark), 1995 nucleotides. Its product is annotated as cell cycle checkpoint control protein RAD9A-like. The transcript is spliced from 12 exons. The record is from RefSeq and is a predicted model, not a curated record. NCBI's taxonomy places the organism in Eukaryota, Metazoa, Chordata, Chondrichthyes, Orectolobiformes, Hemiscylliidae. Gene Ontology annotation, biological process: mitotic intra-S DNA damage checkpoint signaling; DNA replication checkpoint signaling; DNA repair. Gene Ontology annotation, cellular component: checkpoint clamp complex. The coding region runs from base 52 to 1296 and encodes 414 amino acids.
GAUGCUGAUCGAUCCCGGUUUGCGGCGCGGAGGAGGAUCCAGGAUCCGGGGAUGAGGCUCGUGGUGACGGGGGGCAACGUCAGCGUUAUUGGCAGAGCCAUACACGCACUCUCUCGCAUCGGGGAAGACUGUUACCUUGAGGCACUUGAUGAAGGCCUCGCUGUCCGGACGGUGAACUCCUCCCGGUCGGCUUUUGCCAGUUUCCUUUUCGCUCCUGCCUUCUUCCAGAAAUAUGAUCCUGGAAAUCCGACAUCUGAGGCUGAUGGCUCUCCAUCCCAAACGGAGAAUUUCCGCUGUAAAAUCGUGAUGAAGUCAGUGCUCGCUGUCUUCAAGUCCCCAGCGACGCUCGAGAAGACAGUGGAGAAAUGCAAGAUGGCGCUGGGCCGUGGGAUGGACCAGCUCAUCAUCCAACUGCUCUGCAAGUACGGUAUCACGAAAACGCACAACCUCGCCAUACAGGACUCUGAGACGCUACAAGCUGUCUAUGACAAGGAACUCUGCCCGAACACUCUGCGUGUGCAGCCCAAGUUACUGACAGACACAGUCGUACACUUCCCCGCCAACCUAGAGGAGGUGACGCUCGAGGUUAAAGGUGGGCGGGUCUACUUCCGGAACUACAUCGAGCCCGAGACAGAUCCCAGGAAGACGAUGCACACAGAGAUGGUGCUGACCUCAAUGGAGUUUGAUGAGUUUUCGGUGACGGAUGAGACUGAGAUCACCUUCUGCUUGAAGGAGCUGAGAGGGUUGUUGGGGUUUGCGGAGGUUUCUGGCCUUCCUGUCACCGUCCACUUCCAGGGCCCAGGCAGCCCUGCCAUCUUCAGCUUGCAGGAGGCGGUGCUCCAGGGGAACUUCGUUCUGGCCACACUCGCGGGCGUGGAAUCGCAGAGCACGGGCCGGGCAGGAGGAGAUGGCAGCUCUGGGGCAGGUGCCCAUCGUGUUGCUGAUGAUUUCAUGAAUGAGGAGAUGGACUCCUAUAUGAUCGCCAUGGAGACCAGCGCCCUGGAGCAGACGGUGUCAGGGAGCGCUGCUGCAUCAGACCAGAGUGCCCCACCUCGGAGUCCCACCUUCCCCCUGGCACAGAGCAACAAGAGAGUCCACACGCAACAUCGAGGGGCUCUGUCCCCUCCUCACGAGGAGGAUGAGCCGGACGACACAGAAAUACCAGCAACACCCCCUCACAAGAAGCAGUUCCGCUCCCUGUUUUUCGGCUCCCUGCUGUCGCCCGGGAGAAGCCUGAGGCCUACCCUGGGCCAUGAGGUCUUGGCUGAAGCCAGCGAGAGCGACAGUGAGACGUGACCUCGGGGGAAGGCAGCAGCGAGGGUCAGGCGACGUGUCCCACGCGAUGUGUGAGAAGCCACUGCCUCCUGUUGCCAGGGCUUCAUUCUGCACCUCCCCUUUGUGGGCACAUUGGAAAGAUGGGUCCCUGCACGCCCAAUGGGAAAAUAUUGCCGCCCGAAGGGGGAUAGGAUGUGAUGGCUUCUCGCUUCCUCGUUUCCGUCCAGUUCCGACUGCAAUCAACUUGGUCUCCAACCUCCAGGACGUACCCAUGGUGUAGAUAUUCCCGUUUUACCAGGGGGACAGAAACGUCCAGCAGGAAAUUCACUCGGGACACUUCCCGUUUCCGAGUCGUGGGUCUGGAGAACGGUCCGCAAGAGGAUUGUUCGGCGUCUCUCUCCAAAGUCUGCGUCCUCCGGUCAUUAAAGGCAAUGAGCCCCUUAUCUCCUUGAAAGCUUUGCUCAGCUGCUUUCCAGAGCCCUUUGAUUUCUGCUCCGCGCAGUCAGCUGUUGCUUCCAAGGAUUUUUUUCACUCCAGCCAACGUUGGACGACACCCAAAGUGCCUUGGAAUGUAAAUGUUUGUCUCCCCUUACCUGGUUACGCAGUGACAGACUGCUUUGUUUCUGUUUCUGUUUUUUGGAGUGUUGACCGAAAAUGAGAGAUUAAAAAAAUGGGUCACUGCUUUAAAAAUUGGAGGGAAGUCUGCAGUUUGCGAAAAUA